Messenger RNA from Ipomoea triloba (trilobed morning glory), 1415 nucleotides. RefSeq names its product B3 domain-containing protein At1g05920-like. The record is from RefSeq and is a predicted model, not a curated record. Lineage: Eukaryota; Viridiplantae; Streptophyta; Magnoliopsida; Solanales; Convolvulaceae. Gene Ontology annotation, molecular function: DNA binding. The coding region runs from base 596 to 1282 and encodes 228 amino acids. The transcript is spliced from 3 exons.
AUUCAAGUGAUACUAAUUUUGUUUUUAGGCUUAAGAUGAUUUCAUGGAAUUGAAAUGGGAUGCAAUUGUAGGGCUACACAAAAGCAGUUUUUAGGGCUAAUCUCUGCUUUUCCAAACAUUCAAAACCAUUUUAAUUUCUCGCUUAGUCUGAAACAGUGAAAACCAUUUUCUUUAGACAACGCGACGAGAAUGGCGCUGCGUCUCUUCUCUUCUCUUCUCUUGCUUGGGGGGCCAAGAGUCUUCCUCCGCAGCAGCAGCAAAGCACAGCAGUUCUGACGAGAAUGCGGCGGCGGAGGAGCAGAGGAGGGGUGGACCGGUGGUUGUGGAUCGGAGCUCUUAUCAUCGCCUGAGCCGGAGCUGCUCUUCAACCUAGAAGUGCCGCCGAGUCGGCCGGGGAGCGGCGGGAAGUUUGGAGGGAAUAAGCGUAUCAUACCAACGAUUUGAUUAUCUACUUGCGGUGUGUGAGCGGGAGAGAUUACUACUUGAGAAAGAGGAACAGAAGGGUAAGCAACAAAAGAAAGGAGGAUGCUAUGAUGAUGAUGAUGAUGAUGAUCAGUACUAUUUAGGUGGGGUUGAUCUCAAUCAGAGUUUGAUCAUGCCUUCACUGCCUGAUAAGGAGGAAUGGAGGAAAAAACUGAUGGGUUCAUUUUAUGGCUGCUUAUCUUGGCACAAUACUGUUGUUGUGAAGCCUGUGGUGCAAAGUACAGCACUAAGCAACAUCCCAGAGCCAGUUAUUUCACAUUCCAGUGGCAGUGAUGAGGUUGGGGGAGAAGCUGUGGCAGAGAGGAUCAAUAAUUCCAAGAAGCGAAAGAGGGUGCCCAAAAACGGUCCAGAACCACCACCCGGACUACCGGUUGAAUUCAAAAAUUUAAUUCUCCAAUUGGAUGGUAACCGGGCAGUAUGUGUUGAGAAAUUGGUGAUUCAAAAGGAGCUUACCAAAACAGAUGUAAAGAGCACCCAGAAUAGGCUGUCAAUCCCAGCAAGUCUUGUGAGGGAGGAGUUCCUUACGGAAGAAGAGCAUCUUCUACUUUGUCAGCACAAUGGGAAGAAUGUGUGUUCUAUAGAAGUUCCAUUGAUCACACCAAUGAUGGAAGUAGCAAAGGGGAGCUUGAGGAGGUGGGAGAUGAAGAAGGAAAGUGGAGUUUUCAGUGUGUCUUAUGUCAUAGCUAAUACUUGGAAUGCAAUCCGAAGACGGAAUAAAUUUGAAAGCAAGAUGAUAGUUCAAUUGUGGGCUAUUCGGGUUGAUGUAGACUUGUGGAUGGCUCUAGUUAGGCUGUCUUGAUCUUUUAAUCAACUUACCACUUCAGUUUAGGAGAUACAAACAUGCUCUUUGUAUAUGCUUUUUUGUGUUUUUGAAACUAAUUCAAAGAGUUUUGAAUUUUGAUAUGAAUUUCUAUCAAAUACUGUUCAGUUCA